GUGGUGCGGUUGUAUUUUGGCGGUUAGACUUUGACAUGGCGAGCGCUAGCGGGAGUAACAUCGGCAGUAGCAGCGGUGAGAUGGCGGGAGGCGAGGAGUCCUCCCUGGCCGAGGGGUCGUCUACCACUCACAUCCCAAAGGUGAAGGUUUUGGACACCGUGGUGGACACUUUUCUUCAGAAGCUAGUGUCUGCCGGGAGUUAUGAGCGAUUUGCCAAGUGCUACAAGCGCUUCUACAAACUCCAGCCUGAAAUGACACGACUAAUUUAUGAGCAGUUUAUAACUCAGUUGCAGACAUCCAUCCGGGAAGAAAUUUCCACAAUUAAGGAAGAAGGGAACCUAGAAGCUGUUUUGAAUUCCCUUGAUAAGAUUGUGGAGGAGGCUGAGGACCGAAAGGAGCCAGCAUGGCGCCCCAGUGGGAUUCCUGAGGAUGAUGUACGCAGCACUCUGAUGCCCUACUUCUUACAGCAGCAGUCAUCCCUGAAGCGACUGGUCCAGGAGCAGGAGAAAGAGAAUGUCAAACUGGCUGAAAUGGUCCUGGAAGGGCGGAAGCAGGUGCUGGAGCUACAGCAACAGAUCCAGGCCCGGAAGCAAGCGUGGCAGGCUCUUAGUAAAAAACAGAGAGAGCUGGCAACAUUGUUGGAAGACCCAGAGUGAGGAGGCCAGUCAGCUGGACCCCAGCCUUCUAAUACUCUCAAGACUCCUUGUCUUUGGCUUUGGAGGGAUCCACAUCAUCUGGACAAAUUAAAUUUAGUGAGAUUCCAAUGGAAGUAAAAUCUACAGGGGCUGAAACUCUGACCUACUUUGGCAGGGGAAGCCAGCUAAGAAGAGGGCUAUAAAAUGCCCACUGAUCCAAGAGUGGUAAAGGGAUCAGUCAGAAACCAAGGAUGCAGGUUAUGGCAGCCUCUUCAUGUGUUUUGGGCUUCUCUGGUGCCAUUCAUCCUGCUCUCCAACUCCACUUGUGCUUUCCUUCUGUUUCCUACUACUUUGGAGUAAGAUGGGAAACAGGUUUUUGCUCAUCUCGUUUAUUCUCAUCUUGGUUUGGAUUUCAAUAUCUCUUUCUUCACUGAGCUCAGCACAGUUUGCCCUCCUCCUCAUGUCCCUCUCAGUCCAGACUGCCCCAGCCACAGAGUUCUUGAAUCCUCUAAUCAUGGAAUCUGUUUCCAAUCUCCCACUGAUUGCUGCCUUGCUGGCCAAGCUGUUGCCCUGUCAUGUUCUCCCCACAUCUGUAAAUAAACUUCCUACACUACACUGCCAUCUUUCCACUCCCAAGAAGUUUGCCCCUGUUGGCCUCAACUGUCUCCGAUUUGCUGUCCUUACGCUAGUCCCCAGGCUAACAUGGAGCAUUUGGAUCCAGGACCUUGAGUUCCUUUUGCAAGUAGGACAGUCUGGCUCCAAAUCAGUUUUCCCAGUCUGUAGAAUCUAGAGCCUCCAGGUCUGGAAGAUAAGAUAGACCUUAACUCUAGUCCUGAUACUAGAACAUCUGGGAUUUCCCCAACCCCCAGUUCUAUCUCAAUGACUGUAGGCAUAGAAUUUUGUCAUUUUGUUUAACCUUGCCCCUCAUCCCACCUUUCUUGUUUUAUGUUUGGGCUAAUUGAGAAUAAAUCUAUUUAACUUA
This is a messenger RNA of Trichosurus vulpecula (common brushtail), 1617 nucleotides long. It is a transcript of the gene PMF1, whose product is annotated as polyamine modulated factor 1. Bases 36 to 656 code for a protein of 206 amino acids. The record is from RefSeq and is a predicted model, not a curated record. Gene Ontology annotation, biological process: chromosome segregation. Gene Ontology annotation, cellular component: MIS12/MIND type complex. NCBI's taxonomy places the organism in Eukaryota, Metazoa, Chordata, Mammalia, Diprotodontia, Phalangeridae. The transcript is spliced from 5 exons.